GAAGGAAGGAAGGAAGAUUACAUCACUCCAGCCGCCUAGGGCUGAUUGGAUGAACUGGCAGCAUCCAAAUAAUCAAAACAAUCCAUCACAAAAUGUGCAACACCAACAAUGUCCAACUGCCACAUGAAUUGCUGCAUCGUCACAAUGGCUGCACCAAACAGCCCAGGAUAUCUGUCCCGAACAGAUUGCAAGGCAGGGCACUCAAACACAAGGUGGCGCUCAUCCCCAAUAACCUGCUGGGCACAACGCAUGCACAAACGCUGGGGCCGGGGAAUCCUUGCCCAGCGGCCCGAGACAUUGGGCAGACUAUGACAACCCAUCCUGAACUUCAACAGUAUACGCAAGCAACGGGCACUCAAAGGCUGCUGUAAGAGCUGGCAAGGGUGGCGCACACAAGCUGGCCUAGCAAACCAUCUGUGAUAUGUACACAAGGUGGCAUUGCUGGACGGGCAGGUCCUAGGGCAAAUGUCAAUGUCAUCCCAAACCUGCAGUGCUUGCGCAUCUAGCAGCUGCAUCACAGCAUCAACUUCCACAGGAACAAGGGUGUCAAACCGAAUAACAAACUCAUACCCAAUUCGGCGCAAGCCCCGCAUGAAGGCCCAAGCCCAAUUCUUAACAUUACGGGUUAUGGCAUCCCAACAAUCAUCAAGGGCCACUUGCCUGUGAAAAUUAUUUGCAGGCAAGGCAGCCAAAUUGUUCCAGAACUUGAUAAUGCGCCGCCACCACACACAAUCAAGGGUCUGCUGAUUCAACUCCUUAAGCAAGAUGGCACCAUGCACAGAGGUGGGGACGCCAGCAAUGUCUCUCAGAAUUUUCAGGUGAGAGGAGGCCAAGGCAGCCCGGCCCCGCCGGCUGUCGCCACCAGGAAGGCUGCGCAGGCCCCACACCUCACAACCGCGUACUGGACACAGAGAAGGGCCAGCAAAGCUCACACUGAGGAGCGACUGCGAAAGAGUCUGUAUGGCCAACCUGAAGAGUACAGGCAGGAGGUGCAACAGGUGGAGCAGCAGAGGGUGAAGGAGAAGCAGGCUAUCAAGCAGAGGGAGGAGGAGGAAGAAAUGCGCUGGCACCAGAGGCAGGGGCAUAACCCCGAGCAGCUCAGCGCGCAGAUUGAGCGGCCGUGGACCAUCUCAGCCCUGUCGAUCCCAGAGCAUGUAGCGGCGCGGGCCAGACGCGCGCAUCAGCAUGAAGACAACGAGCUGAACAGGCGCGCAGCGGCAGAGAAUGCCCUGUUCAAGCGCAUGCACAAGGAGGCGGAUCGGCAGGCUGUGAACAAGGAGCUGUGCAGAGAGGAGGGCUUCUUCAACUUCGGCGCGGCUUCAGAGAAGUGGAUUGCACCAGAGCUGCGGGUGAAACACAUCCAUGCCCCUGCAGUGCACCGCUCCUCCGUCUUCCCAGCCGGCUCUGCUACACCCUCAGUGCAGGGUACGCCGCGAGCUACACAGUCACCAGCACUCAGCAGGACUUGCUCGGUUUUCCCAGCCGGCAGCGCGACACCCUCAGUGCAGGGAACGCCCCGAGCUACACAGUCACCGGCAGUCAGCAGGGCUGCCUCGGUGAGCAAGCCUGCGAUUGGAAUGCAGCACCCGUGGGCCUGGGAUGCAGAGCCAAUCCACAGCAGGGGCAGACGGUAA
This is a messenger RNA of Coccomyxa subellipsoidea C-169, 1634 nucleotides long. RefSeq lists its product as hypothetical. The coding region runs from base 774 to 1634 and encodes 286 amino acids. NCBI's taxonomy places the organism in Eukaryota, Viridiplantae, Chlorophyta, Trebouxiophyceae, Coccomyxaceae. The record is from RefSeq and is a predicted model, not a curated record. The transcript is spliced from 7 exons.